GCAGCAGAGACCUAAGUGAAGCGGUUCCGUCGGUAGGUGAACUGGAACAGGUGGAAUGUUGCCGGCAAAGUUUAGCAAUUUUAAAAAACGUAGCAAUGUUUUUUGCCGUAUGCUUCUCGUGUUUAUGUUCUUUUGCUAUUUCAUGUGACAUAUGUGCAAAACAGACACAUCAAAAUUCUAUAUUCAGUAUACAUGGAAUUUAUUUUACCGUAGUUUUGAUGAUUUGUUUAUGAUGGGUCCUCAUUCACACAUACCGUACAACAAAAUGCAAGAGUUGACUACGGUAGUUAAAAUGUAUUACUUACAUUUUACAUUUUUAUAUAUAUAGAGUGAAUUCAAAUUCCCAAUUCCACAGACACUAAUGCUCAGACAAACAAAGUCUUUUUGAGGAAGAGGAAGAGGAUCAUGUGGAAAAACAGACUGUGACAGACAGGAGGUCCAUUUUCCAGAACAACCAGCAGCAGGACCUUUGCAACACCAUCAUAUUUUUCUUUUGCAAAGAUGCUCAUGCUUAUAAUCUUCUGUUAUGUUUUGUUUCAAAUCCCUGAUGAGAUCUACAGCUUAGAAAACGUCAAAGGUCCUCAGGCUGGGAGUUUUGGUUAUUUGGCCAGUCUCUCCACAUCAGCAGUGAUCCGGUACUCAGUCCUGGAGGAUCAACAUGUGUGCCUGCCAUGCGGGGCCUCUGCCAGCUCCAAUGUGAUUUGGACUCAUCAGAACCGGAAGGUCCUUGUGGACCGGCAGGGAAGCCACAAGACCAUUCUGGACCCUCAGCAUUAUGAUCUGUUGGACGAUGGUGGUCUCUGCGUGCUGAAGCUCCAUGACUCAGACAGUGGAGAAUAUCAGUGCAACCAGCAGCUGGUGGCUGAGCUGCAGGUUCUCAAUGGGCAUGACCUCAAGGUACCUGCAGGAUGGACACUUCUGCUGGCCUGCAGAGGCUCCCCUAAGCUCAAACACAAGUGGAUGAGACACAGAGAAGGACAGAAUGCAGUGGUCAUCUUCACGCGUUUCAAAGAUGGUACAGAGAAAGCAGAAACAGACGAGAGCAGACUGAGCUACGAGAACGAUUCACUGCAGAUCAGAGACCUGCAGCUAGAUGACGCCGGAGAGUAUAUCUGCAAUAGAAUAAUACAGGCAAAACUCACCGUCCUGCAAGAGAAUCCUGCAUCCACCAGCAUCCUGCCAGCAUUAUCUACCAGUAUAACAACAGUAUCAGCUGUUCCAAAGACAGAUGUUUUUGAAACAAACAACACAACAAAGAAGAGACCUGAGAAUGCUCUGCUACUGGUCGCUGUCAUUGGUUCUGGGUUAAUGAUCGUCCUGAUAGCACUCGUCUGCAUUUUCCUAACCAGCAUGAAGUGCAGAAACAAGAGGAGACAGAGAUAUGCAGCAAAAAGACGAGAGGACACAGAGCUGCAGCUGUGGAUGACAUAUAACGCCCAAACUGAGUAUGAGGUGUUUGAGCGUCCAACCCUGCCUGAUGAAACCAUCCACUACGCCUCUCUGGGUCGACAGAGCUGGAGCCAAAGACCCAGCUGGCUACUUGAUCAGAGCGGCAGUAAUAAUGUUGUCUAUUCUUCAGUCAUCACCAGACCUGGAGCCAAAAACACUUUCACCUGAUUCCAGUGGAUUUCCUCCAUUCUUUGUUAAGCAUGGAUUAGCUGUCUUUGUUUCAGUUCUAACUCUGAUUAAAGCUUAAAGCUCUUAUAACAUAAAACACACAAACAUUAAAAAGACAAUUUUAGGCUAAGGGUUUGGUCAGUAAAAAUGUGGAUUUGUUUUUCAAUUUAAAGAGUAGGAAGUGAAAUCAACACAAAGGUCUACUGGAUGCCAAUAAAUCACAAUUAUUGGAUAAACCAACAUUUGAUUUUUAUUACAGAAAUAUUCACAUAUGAAUUACUGAAUACAAUUGAGCACAUAUAUAUGAAACUGGAAUAAAGCUUUGCUCGGCUGGUAAAGUUUUUCUACAAGCAUAUCUUCAAUCAAAACGGUGUCCCGUUUGUUUUUUCUUCUAUUCUUAACAUUCUGUCCCUGUAACAGACUUUAACAUUCUUGACAUAAGCAGCUGAAUGGUGGUAAAGGUUUAAGGCAAAAAGUGAAAGAACUCGUUUUACAGCAGUUACACAAAAAGGUUGAACUCUAAAACAAAGAUUAGUGAAAUAGCUUGAAACAACUUGUAAUUUAACAGUUGUUUUUUCUUUAGAACCUUACAUGGGAUU
This is a messenger RNA of Cyprinodon tularosa, 2216 nucleotides long. RefSeq lists its product as uncharacterized. The record is from RefSeq and is a predicted model, not a curated record. The coding region runs from base 502 to 1617 and encodes 371 amino acids. The transcript has 8 exons. Lineage: Eukaryota; Metazoa; Chordata; Actinopteri; Cyprinodontiformes; Cyprinodontidae.